AUGAACGAUCUAGUGCAAAGUAAUGACCGUAAACCUAAAAGUGGCUUUUUUAAGAGCGUACGAAAUUAUUUUAGAGAAUAUUGUACGUGCACUAGCAUCCACGGAUUCAGAUACUUUGGAGAGAAAAGAACCAUCUUUGAAAGAGUUUGGUGGUUCAUAAUAUUUAUCAUUUGUCUUUCUGCUUGUACAAUUUCGAUCUACGCAGUCUACAAAAAAUGGGAGCGAAGUCCAGUAAUUGUGAGUUUUGCAACAAAAGGAACUCCUAUUUAUAGCAUCCCGUUUCCAUCAGUGACUGUGUGUCCUGAGUCAAAGUCCGCACAAACUAUUUUCAACUACACCAGCUUGUUACAAAAAAAGGAAGAUUUUAUAACAUUGACUACGGAAGAGGAAAAGCAGUUUGAGUAUAUGUCUUUAAUCUGCAACUACAGAGACAAUUAUUUAACUUAUAGUACAAAUGGGACAUUUCCGGAAGAAUUCUUUGAUGUUAUACAAUAUGUCAAACCACAGUUUAAUAUUAGAGAUUGUCACUACAUGGGUAAAAAAGAAAAUUGCAGUAAAAUCUUCACUCCCAUUAUCACGGACGAAGGUAUCUGCUACACUUUCAACAUGUUAGACAGAAAUGAAAUUUUUAGGAAAGACGUAAUUCAUUACAAACAUUAUCACCAAAUACCGCGUAGUGCUCAUCAGUGGAACAUGGAAGAUGGUUACACAGACGACUCGGGGGUUGACGCCUAUCCAAGACGAGCAUUAUUAGCAGGAGCAACAAAUGGUUUCACUUUUAAUAUCAUCACCUCAAAACAGGACUUAGACUACGCCUGUAAAACCUCGUUGCAAGGAUACAGAGUUGUGUUACACACUCCUAUGCGUCUUCCUCGCCCCAGCCAACAAUAUUUUAGAAUUCCACUGGACCAAAACGUCUUAGGAGCUGUUCAACCUGUUAUGAUCACCACAUCCGAAUCUAUUAAACUUUAUAAUCCAAGAAGACGACAGUGCUACUUCAUAACUGAAAGAUAUUUAAAAUAUUUUAAAAUUUACACGGCUCUCAAUUGCUUGAUGGAGUGCCUUACGAAUUAUACGUUACAUGUUUGUGGUUGUGUGAAUUUCUUCAUGCCACGAGAAAAUGGAACCAAACUUUGUGGCACCUCACACAUAGAUUGCAUGAGAGACGCCGAAUCAGCCAUGCAGAUGAAACACCUAAGAAAACAAUUAAAUAAACCAUUAAUUAAGCAUCGAAAACAUAAAAAGAAACCCAAAGUUGAUUGUGAUUGUCUACCUAUUUGUGCAGAUUUGUCGUACGAUGUGGAAACCUCUCAAACUGACUGGGAAUGGGAAAAGCAAAAAAAGGCUGACAGAAGAAAACACCGAAACUGUAGCGUAGCAGAAUCACAUCUGUCUUCUCUGACGAUAUUUUUCAAAUUUAAUGCUUUUAUUAGAUCUCAAAGGCACGAACUUUACGGACCGACAGAUUUUUUAGCUAACUUUGGAGGUCUCCUCGGAUUAUUUACAGGUUUCUCGGUUCUAUCUUUAAUGGAAAUACUGUAUUUUUUGUCCGUUAGAAUGAUCUGUAAUGUUCGAUUAUAUGGAUAUUGGGCGGGUAGAGAAACAUAGGAACAUGAUGUAUAGUACUAUAAUAUUUUUAUUAUAACGAAGAAGAGGCACGUGAACAACUAUUUAUAUUUAGAUUUUGCUAUUUCUCUAUUUAAGUUUCGUAGUUUUUUAAAGAGUAUACGACAAAAAAUACAAAACUUUGUAUAAGUUAACGUAUUUUCGAAAUCUAGAGGGUGCUGCAAAUAAAGUGUAAAAAACAACUAUGUAUUCUAUUAAUUGCUUAUGUUAAUUUUAUAGAGAUAACCACUUUAACAUGAAGACAAUGUGUUUGCAAAUAAGUGGAUUGGCAGAGGCAGUGUGAAUGCAUGUCCCCCUCGUAGU
This is a messenger RNA of Zophobas morio, 1929 nucleotides long. Its product is annotated as pickpocket protein 28-like. The record is from RefSeq and is a predicted model, not a curated record. The transcript has 7 exons. Gene Ontology annotation, cellular component: plasma membrane. Gene Ontology annotation, molecular function: ligand-gated sodium channel activity. Lineage: Eukaryota; Metazoa; Arthropoda; Insecta; Coleoptera; Tenebrionidae. Gene Ontology annotation, biological process: sodium ion transmembrane transport. The coding region runs from base 1 to 1608 and encodes 535 amino acids.